This is a messenger RNA of Blumeria graminis f. sp. triticale, 753 nucleotides long. The record is from the annotation of a GenBank genome assembly. Lineage: Eukaryota; Fungi; Ascomycota; Leotiomycetes; Helotiales; Erysiphaceae.
ACUAACUUGAACAGAUCUGUCCCAACUGUGGAUCAAAUCCUCGUACCAGAGACACUUCUCAAGAAGCGUAAGAGUCAAGAGAAGGCUAGGGAGGAACGUGCCGCUGAGAUCGAGACCAAAAAGAAGGCACAAAAAGAAAAGCGAGGCGUUAUAUUCAAGCGUGCAGAGAAAUAUGUAAAAGAAUAUCGGGAUAUGGAGCGGGAAAAGAUCAGACUAUCCCGGCUCUCGAAACAAGAUGGAACUUACUUCAUCCCUGCUGAGGAGAAACUCGUCUUUGUAGUGCGCAUAAAAGGUAUUAACAAAAUUGCUCCUAAGCCACGGAAGAUUCUCCAACUUCUACGUCUCCUCCAAAUAAACAACGGCGUAUUCGUACGAAUGACUAAAGCUACUCUCGAAAUGUUAAAAGUUGUCGAACCAUGGAUAGCCUACGGAUAUCCAAACCUUAAGACCAUUAGAGAGCUAAUAUACAAGCGCGGAUACGGAAAAGUUGACAAGCAGCGCAUUGCUCUCACUGACAAUUCUAUCAUCGAAGAGAACCUUGGGAAAUUUGGGAUUGUGUGUAUGGAAGAUUUGAUCCACGAAAUUUUCACCGUGGGUCCGAACUUCAAGAGCGCAUCCAACUUUUUGUGGCCCUUCAAGCUAUCAAAUCCUACUGGUGGCUUCAGAUCGAGAAAGUUCCGACACUUUGUGGAAGGAGGAGAUCUAGGAAACAGAGAAGAACACAUAAAUGCUUUAAUACGACAGAUGAAUUAA